ACGUCAUACCCCUGGAUGUUGACUCGGGAGAUCUGUAGUUAGGAGGAGCAAGAUGGCGGCCACACGGAUGUUUUGCGGUGUGGCUCUGUUGCUGUGCUGCGGUCUGGGGGUUCGGGGGUCCCUGGACACCGCCCUGGGGGACAGCUCGUCCUGUCACCAUGUAUGUGAGGGCACCUACCCCCUGCACACCUACCCGGAGGAGGAGCUGUUCGCCUGUCAUAGAGGCUGCCGCCUUUUCUCCAUUUGUCAAUUUGCUGAAGAAGGAGAUGACCUGAACAAGACAAAGACGGAAUGUGAAUCAGCUUGCACGGAAGCUUACCCCCAGUCCAGUGAGCAGUAUGCCUGUAUCUUGGGAUGUCACAGUCAGCUGCCUUUUGCUGAAAAACGACAAGAAAAGCUCUCUGAUAUGAUGCCGCGGAUACACAUCCUCUUUCCUCUGACAAUGGUAAGAGCUUUCUGGAGUGACAUGAUGGAUUCUGCGCAGAACUUCAUGACAUCAUCCUGGACUCUCUACAUACAAGCUGAUAAUGGACGCAUCCUCGUGGUGCAGUCUCAACCAGAAAUUCAGCAGAUGGCACCGCUGCAGCCAGAAGACCCAUCGGUGAGAGGCAACAUGCUGGACGCCAUGUCGUCAGAUUUAGGAGAUGGAAAUUCAGCUGGCGAGAGCGUGUGGAACCGAAGAGAUGGCCUCCUGGAGUUAGAUGGAGGACGAGGGAUUAUGAAGUGUUUCUCAAUGAAUUCUAACUGGCUGCUGACGGCCACUUUGCUUCUAUCUAUCCUGGUUCUUCUCUGGAUUUGUUGUGCGACAGUAGCAACAGCGUCAGAUCAGUAUAUCCCUUCUGAGAAACUAAGCAUCUAUGGAGAUCUGGAAUACAUGAACGACCAGAAGCUUCAGAAAUACCCACCGGCAUCACUUGUCGUCGUCCAUGGUCUUCCCCAAGAAGAUGAAGAUGCUGGACCUUUACCCACCAAAGUGGACCUGGCCAAAUCUGCCAUAUAGGCCAGCCCGCUCUCUCUAUGCCACCACUUCAGGGGGCAUCUAUCUCAAUGUGGACUUUAAGUAUAACUGUGAAAUCAAACUAUCUGCCUGUCAGAUUUCAUACUCUGGUGACUUCAGGAGGAGGUGUGUGUGGGGGGCCGGGGGGUUGUCGCCUUUAUAUUAUGAUUUAGGACUGGAUCCAGGGAUGCAUCCUAUCGCGGAUGUCACAUGAUGUUUUCACUGUUGGUGUGGGUAGUUUCCUAAUUAUUUUUUUUUCUCUCUUAAUUUGAUGUUCUUAUAUACAGGUAGGUUAUAUUCUGAUCUUGGUGUAAGUCUGCUUUGCACCAUUUUAAGGAUUCGCUUUCUGGCUUUGCAGCGUUUCUCUGUCGCAUUCAGUGGAUCGCUUUCUGGCUGUUGACAUGAAUGGGUUAGUAUGGGAAGCGCGAUCUUGAAAGCCUGACCUUGUACUGUGCAACAGAGCACCUCACGCAAAGCUUGCUUAUUAUGGUGGGAGAACCUUAUAUCUAUAGCUUAUUCUGGUUUGCGGGGGUAUUACAACUACACCGGUAACUUUUUACUUAGGUCUUAACAUUCUAAAGGACUAAUAGCCUAAUAAUUGCACAGACACUUUGAUUGGCUCCGAAGAAGGAAUAGCAGAGACGAGUGAGUGCAUGUGCCCACCAUUAUUAUCACUGAGGGAAGGUUCAUACUCUUUUUGUGCACCCUAUUAGGCUGGGUUAACACUGUGGACCCCCGGACUGCAUUGCCGUCCCCAUAGAUGUCGAUGCAUUUCUGAGCAGAUCUCUCAAAACAUCCACCCAGAAAUGCAUUGCCGACUAUGGGGACAGCAAUGCAGUCCCCAUGGUCCCAGUGCCGCCGGCUCGAUCUCCGCCGGAAAUUCCACAGUGUGAACCCAGCCUUAGUUGUAUCCCUUUGCAUCCUGCCAAAAAUGGAAUAUUGAUGUAAACUGUUACUGGGAGCAUCAGAUUUCAUUGCUUUUCAUGCCUGAACAGAGUCGCCUAAUGUGAUCGCUCAGGGCUUAUGUGCUAUAUUUUAAGCAGAAUGAAGAAACGCAGGCCGCUGUGCUUUUAAAAUGGCGCAUGGGCUCUGUCCGAAGACACUAGGCGACUCUGUUCAGCCAUAGAAAGCUCCACUGCUCCCAUUUACAGUAUAUGUCGGCAUACCGUUUUUGCUGGGAUGCUGACAGAUGCUAAUAAUGGGGAGGGUACGAACGUUGUGUAAACCUAGCCUUAAGGGGGGUAUCUAAAAAUAGGGCUGAUUUCUUCCAAAAACUACACCACAUUUGUCUGCUGGGUGUGUGUGGUAUUGUAGCUCCGUGUCAUGGAAGUGAAUGGAGCCAAGUUGUAAUACCACACACAACCUGAAGACAGGUGUGGAGCUAUUUUUGGAAGAGAUUAGUUCUGUUUUUCUAAUCCUGAUAACUCCUUUAAAGAGGUAUCCAAGCACAGACCUGUAUGGCAUGUCCACAGGCUAUAGAGACGGAGGCCCUCUCGUCUUGUUGUGGCCAGGCUGAUUCUGAAGCUACUUCUGUAACUCCCAUAGACAUAAAUGGGAGUCACAGAAACUGUAUUAAACAGCCCAUUUGGCCUUGAACCCGGCUGGAUGAGGGGGUCAAGGGGGCCCAGUUCUCUGGAGAGUUAUGGGUCCCACCACUGGGAUGUGCAUCUAUCACAUAUGUAUGGUUGAUCCUUGGGAUAAGGCAAUAUCUGUGAUGGGAACCCUCCAUUAGGGUACGCAGAUUUGAUGCACAGGAUUUUCUGCUGCAGAUUUCAAAGUCAACUAAAUGAUUGAGCACAGCUUCUAAUCGGAAUCGGCAUUUACAAAUCAUGCGCAUCAAAUCUGCGCAGGAUCCUGUACAUGUGAACGCACCCUUAAGUGAUAUGUGGGGUUUGCGAUUUUGCUUCCAGCUAUUUGGCGCAAAAACUCUGCCAAUCGGUUCACUCACUUAGAAACCACAGACCUUUCAGCAUGUCACCGUGAAGCCUCCAAGGGAAAUGCAGUAUCCCAGAUUUAAUAAUCUGUCUAAGACGAGAAACGUGUCUGAUUUUUGUCUCAACCAAUCGCAGCUCUGCUUUCAUUUCUCAAUAUGCAAUGUUAAAUUGAAAAGAUGAGCUGUGAUUGGUUGCUAUCAGACACACAUGAAUCUGGGCCAGAUGAUUUCUACCAGUAGACCAACACAUGAACAUCUCACAAUUACAGAGCAAUGUUGCCUGGAAGGAAAAUUUCCCUUGUGUCCCAACUAUUGUCAACGUUCCAAACUUCAAGGCUAUGGACAAUUUAGCAAAAAAUAAAAAUAAAAAAUAAUAAUAAUUA
Molecule: messenger RNA, 3313 nt
Organism: Hyla sarda
Lineage: Eukaryota; Metazoa; Chordata; Amphibia; Anura; Hylidae
Gene: TMEM59
Product: transmembrane protein 59
Exons: 8
Coding region: 53-1000 (315 amino acids)
Biological process (GO): positive regulation of autophagy
Cellular component (GO): late endosome; lysosome
Source: RefSeq, a predicted model, not a curated record